AUGGCGAUGAUCCUGGGCUUGAUGGAUGGUUUGCUUGAAGGUGGAGAACGAAUCGAGCUUCAGGCCACACUUGCGACGACAAAACCACGGGACGAGCUUCGCACGAUGCCGAGGUUUUCAACGGCUUUCAGAAGCUGCUUGGUAGACCUUCGGACGGAGCAUCGUCGGCUCCGACGCAUUUUGUACGCCGCGAAGUGGGUGAGGGGGCAGAUUGAGAAAGAGAUGAAGCGAAUCAAGUACAUUACGGAGUACAGAAUUGUGCCGAGCGAAGAGUGCGCUCCGCAGAAUGUUUUCAUGAGCGGAACCAUCUGUCCCCCGACAGUCAUACGGCCGAGAGCAACCGGAGGAUUCACAGCAGUACCCUCGUUAUGCGAGAUCAUCAUCAUUAUGAUUCACAAUAAGUACCUAAGAAAGAAAGUGAUAUUGAUCUUCCCCGAGGAUGAGAUUUAUGACUCUUUUGCAGUGCCUAUGUGCUGCACACCUAGAGUACAGUUUGCGAGGUCCAAGUUCCUGCUGGAUGACACAUGGCGUGACGCUAGAGCGCGUAUCGCUACCCGCACCACGGGGAGGAGAAAUGGUCCAUCGCAAAAUGCCUCUCUUUCUGGUUUACCCCGGCAGGGCGGUGUGUUCACCGCGCUAAGAGGAACCAAACGUCUAGUGGAUAGGGCAAUGCUGAUCAACGUGUAG
Xylona heveae TC161 is the source of this 687-nucleotide messenger RNA. RefSeq lists its product as hypothetical. The transcript has 6 exons. The coding region runs from base 1 to 687 and encodes 228 amino acids. Lineage: Eukaryota; Fungi; Ascomycota; Xylonomycetes; Xylonales; Xylonaceae. The record is from RefSeq and is a predicted model, not a curated record.